Penicillium subrubescens is the source of this 687-nucleotide messenger RNA. RefSeq lists its product as uncharacterized. The record is from RefSeq and is a predicted model, not a curated record. The transcript is spliced from 2 exons. Bases 1 to 687 code for a protein of 228 amino acids. NCBI's taxonomy places the organism in Eukaryota, Fungi, Ascomycota, Eurotiomycetes, Eurotiales, Aspergillaceae.
AUGUCUGAGCUCGCUUUCGCCAAAUCCUUCCUCUCCUCGCUGGACUCACGUCCCAUCAAGCUCCGUUCCGACCAUGUCUUUGUCCCGGAACGAGUUGGCCUGCGUGUGCCGUACACCCUCCCCCGCUUACAAGCCCCGCACCCAGAGAUGCCCAAGAAAACAAAGCAGGCCCAGGCACCCGGUGCUUCGAAAUCGGUCAAUAUCAAAGUCAAGUCCGCCCGCAAUCCGGCCCUCGAGUUCUCCAUUACCAAUGCGCCCGUCACAACCACCACCGUCCAAGAUCUAAAAGAUGCCGUCCGGGAACGUGUCACCGAUGCACAAGGAAGCCCCGUAGCCCUGGACAAGAUCAAGGUCCUAUAUCGCCGCAAGCCCGUACCGGGAACUGGCAAGACGGUGGCUGAGGUUUUGGCUGACGAACCCGAGAUGCUGGCUGGGGGUAAAGAGGUCGAGUUUGGUGUAAUGAUUAUCGGAGGUGCCAAGGCUAUCGAGGCAGUAGAGUCCCAGCCAGAAGUCGCUCAGGAACAAGAUGUACCAAAGCCAGCAGUGGGGCCCAGCGGUGCUGAGGUGUUGCAGACGGAGGCCUUCUGGGAUGAUUUGCAGGGAUUCAUGGAGCAACGGUUGAAGGAUGCCGAUGAGGCGAAGCGCUUAGCAGUGCUCUUCAAGGGUGCUUGGAGCUCAAGUCAAUAG